AUGGACCGGAAGAAUGAGUCUUAUAGCUCUCGUUCUGGCGACAGUCAAGGUAGCGGAGUGAGAAUGUCCACUUCCUUUCACAGUGGAACUCGCCUCACUCUGCCUUUCUACGGCCAGAGCACUGACUCCAUCGUCGUAUACGUCCUUACACUCGUUGUGUUUUUCUUCCUUGCCUGUUGGAACAGAUACUUGGUCGCCGUCAGGAAUAAACUUGAGAACAAGAUCAUCAAAGCGCGUGCCCUUGAGUCCCUCGGAAGACUUCCUCCCCACCGACGCAGAGCUCGCUUCAAUGCUCGCCUCAGUCCUCUUCCAAGAUUCGUGCGGAUCAACAGGGAGAAUCAUGCUCACGCCGACGACGAACCAGUCGAGAUGCUCGCACACCACGCUGAAUGGGUGGGCAGUCAUGGAUCCACCACUGAUAACCUGUCCCCGAUUGAGUCGACCGUACAGAAGUCGGUGUCGUACUACGUCUGGAUGCGGGCUUUGGUGGGCUUCUCAGGGCGUUUAUUGUGUUUGUCUUGGGUGAUGGGUCUUAAUAUCGGUGUUCUCUGUGUCGUACUCGCAGGAAUCCUCGCAGGGGAGCUCCUCAAAGGAUGGGUACAUGCGCCAGCACUCAACUUGAACCGCUCCAUCGCGAUGAAGCUGUCGCAAUACCAGCGGGCAGCGCAGAUCCUGCUCUCUCUUGCAAUACCAGUCGCGUCGCAUGAUCCAAACGGAAGACCAGGGCACGGGCUCACUGGCUAUGGCAUCUCCAUGUAUAAGCCCGUCUGCGCUUAUGCGUGUCGUGCCUCGAUUACAAACCCUCUGAAUUGCGACACCACAGGAGGUCAUGACAUGGCUAUGGAUGAGGCCGGGUUGGCAAUGGAUACUCCGAGCCCUGCGUGCUAUGCGAACAAUGAUCCCUUCCUUCAAACACUAGCCUACUGCAUGUACAUCCACUGUGCUGAUGUAUCUGUCUCAGUUCUGGAGAAUUACUGGGAGUUGAACGUGGCCGGUAGACUACAGCAUCAACCUAGCCCGAAGGAGUCCUAUCAGGAAGCUCUUGGAAGCCUUGCCAGACCGCCAACUACAAUACUUAACACAUCCGCGGUUCUUGAUGUGGUUUCUUUGGUCGAGGAAGAGACCUUAGUCCUCCUUCUCACCGGUGCAGUCAUCCCAAUCGUCUCUUCUCUAAUCCGUUUCGUACCACUUCCGGCCGCUUUGGGAGUAUGGUUCAAGGCAGUCUUCAUCGAUCCUCCUUUUGCCCUCUUCAUUGCGUAUCUGUCAACAAUUAACAUAAUAUUGUGCGCUGUCGGGUUCCGAUCUGCUAAUCCAAGCACCUGGUUCGCGUCCAAGCACGACGAAAUUCUCAAUUACGUGGCAAAUCGCAUCGGUGUGCUCAGCUUUGCGAAUAUUCCCUUGCUGGUGCUAUACACCGGUCGGAACAACUUUCUCCUCUGGCUGACUGAUUGGUCGCAUUCAACCUUUCUCUUGCUCCAUCGCUGGCUGGCGUUCAUCUGCACUCUCGAAGCUUGUCUGCACUCGGCGAUAUAUCUGCAUAUUGCCAUCGCCAACAAUGAGCACAGUACCGAAAGUAAGCAGGCAUUCUGGAUUUGGGGCGUCGUGGCGACUUUGGCGAUGGCCGUCUUGAUCCCGUCAUCCACAUGGCCAAUCCGGAAACGUUUCUACGAGUUAUUCCUGGCUUGGCACGUCGUCCUGUCCUUCCUUGCUCUUCUUGCGUGCUACUUGCAUAUUUGGUACCGGUACGGACAUCAAUGGGGCUACGAAACCUGGAUCUAUGUGGCGUUCGGUAUCUGGGCGUUUGAGCGGGUAUUUCGGGUAUUGAGGCUGGCACGGCAUGGGAUUCGGAAGGCUCAUGUCACUGUCCUGGAUGAUGAGUAUCUCAAAGUUGAAGUUCCUGGUGUACAUGCGCAGGGCCACGUAUACCUCUAUUUUCCCACUCUGACGUGGCGGAUCUGGGAAAACCACCCCUUCUCCGCGAUUACCCGUUUCCGACGCGAGGACAGCACGGAGAAGAAGAUCGACGUCGUGCCGCAGGAUGUCAAGAGUGGAUAUCUGUCGAAGAACGGUACUUCGGUGACGACGUUUCUUGAUUCGGACAAGCCGCUUUCUACAUCCUCGUCGCAGGACCUGGCCACCGAGGGAUCUUACCAACCAUGCCUCACGUUCUUCGUACGCACCCAGUCUGGAACAACGCGACACCUAAGUGCGCGGUCUCAACUCCCGGUUUUAGUGGAAGGAUCAUAUCCCCCAUCUCCCCUGGUCAGUCAUCACUGGACAAAUCAUCCCAAUGUCAUCGCCAUUGCUGGAGGAGUCGGGAUCACCGCUCUGGUCCCGGAUUUGUGCAGCCACCGCGGAGGACAUACGUUAUUCUGGGCUUGUCGCAGCAAAGCAUUGAUUGAGUCUGUCCAAGAGACGGUUGGAAACGCUUGCUGGCAUGAUAUGAAUGUGCGGACCUACCAUGACCGGCGAAUGGAUAUCCCGACGCUGUUGACAGAAGAGGUUCAGAAGUAUCACGGUGUGCCGGUUUGUGUUGUUGUCAGUGGGCCGGCGAGGAUGGCGGAUGAGGUUCGACAUGUCGUUUCGGAGAUGAUUAGACAGAAUCCGUCUUUGCUUGUUUCUUUCGUGGAGGAAUCUUUUACUUGGUAG
Aspergillus novofumigatus IBT 16806 is the source of this 2649-nucleotide messenger RNA. Its product is annotated as putative ferric-chelate reductase (Fre2). The transcript has 5 exons. Gene Ontology annotation, biological process: intracellular iron ion homeostasis; iron ion transport; copper ion import. The record is from RefSeq and is a predicted model, not a curated record. The coding region runs from base 1 to 2649 and encodes 882 amino acids. NCBI's taxonomy places the organism in Eukaryota, Fungi, Ascomycota, Eurotiomycetes, Eurotiales, Aspergillaceae. Gene Ontology annotation, molecular function: ferric-chelate reductase activity. Gene Ontology annotation, cellular component: plasma membrane.